Molecule: messenger RNA, 1779 nt
Organism: Gastrolobium bilobum
Lineage: Eukaryota; Viridiplantae; Streptophyta; Magnoliopsida; Fabales; Fabaceae
Product: AT-hook motif nuclear-localized protein 6-like
Exons: 5
Coding region: 437-1438 (333 amino acids)
Molecular function (GO): minor groove of adenine-thymine-rich DNA binding
Source: RefSeq, a predicted model, not a curated record
UUCACAUAUCACUCUGGAGAAUUUGUGAAUCAGAGUUUGUAUUUUUCUCUGUAAUUGUAGAAUUUUUUUUCUCAAAAUUCUGUGUUAAUUUCGAAGUUCUGUGUGAUCUCUGCAAUGGUGCAGAUUUGAGCUUGCAGAACUGCGAUUUUCUCGGAGGCUAAGCUCAACUGCUCCAAUUCCACUUCUGGGUUUUCAUAUUUUCACUAUUUCAUACAAAAAAGUUUGUGUUUUUGAAGUGUCUUGUAAGAUUGUAAGUUUUUCCUGCAUUAAAAUCAACUUCUCUUCAAUAAAGUUAGCAUUAUUUCCCUUUUAAAUUUUUUUUUUCUGAUAUUUUCUGGGUGAUUGAGUGUGAAAAUGUUUGAAUCUUCAAUGGGUAGGGUUUAAGCAAAAUUUUGAGGUUUUGGGGUAUCUUAGUUUUUCUUUGAUUCGCAUAAAAAUGGAGGAAAGGGUGAGUUUUGGUGCUGGGCAUGCAGUGGUGGGGGAUGAGGCCCCAGAGAGCUUCCACGUGGCUCCGAGGAUUGAGAACAACUUGGACUUUUCCAGGGCCACGGUGCCGGCGCCGACGCCGGCGACGGUGCAGAAGAAGAAGAGGGGGAGGCCAAGGAAGUAUGCACCGGACGGAAAGCUGGCGUUAGGGACUGUGACGGCGCUAUCGCCGAUGCCGAUUUCAUCGUCGAUUCCGUUGACCGGCGAGUUCUCAGCUUGGAAACGAGGUAGAGGGAAGCCUGUUGAAUCUAUCAAGAAGUUAUCAUAUAAGUAUGAAGUUGAAAGUCCAGGACCAGGUGAGGGAAUUGCAUACUCAGUUGGUGCCAAUUUCACACCGCAUGUGCUUACAGUAAAUGCUGGCGAGGAUAUUACUAUGAAGAUUAUGUCAUUCUCUCAACAAGGAUCACGUGCUAUUUGCAUUCUCUCUGCGACUGGCACAAUUUCAAAUGUUACACUUCGUCAACCGACUUCUUCCGGGGGUACUUUAACAUAUGAGGGACGGUUUGAGAUUCUUUCCUUGUCCGGUUCCUUUAUGCCAACCGAGAAUGGAGUUGCAAGAAGCAGAUCUGGUGGGAUGAGUGUCACUUUGGCAGGUCCCGAUGGUCGAGUAAUGGGGGGUGGACUUGCUGGUUUGCUGGUAGCUGCUGGUCCUGUGCAGGUUGUUGUGGGCAGUUUUCUUCCUGGUCACCAGCUUGAGCAUAAACCCAAGAAGCAGAGGGUGGAUCAUAUGCCAACUAUGACCUCUACACAUGUUAAUGUUAUAUCUAAUGAGGAAAUAAAUGUCAGUUUUGGUGGAGUAAAGCCUAUUAUGACACCUGCUGCUUUUCAAGAAGAGAAUAAUGCUUCUUUUAACAAUGUUCAAGACUCUAGGAACUCAUCUGCUGAUGAUAAAGAGCCUUUACCUGAAAAGGAGUCUAACCUAGGCCAAUCAAAUGCUGAGGCUACAUUGUGAAUUAUUUGGUAUUCCACAGAGUCAACCUCAAUUUCUGACAAUUAACUUACAAAGACAGCUCUGAUAGUCAGAUGAGUGUCACAUGGUGGUUUUGACUCAAAAGUUGGACUCUUAUGUACUAGGUGUUAGUUGGGAAAUCUGUUUGUUAGGCUUUCCACGUGUCCGUUCUCCUGAUGUAUCUUUAGUAUUGUUUACUCAUUGUUGUAGCAAUUAGAUGUAGGAUAUAUGUUGUGCCAUUUUUUCUCCCUUAUUUACAUUCUAUAUGGAUGUUAUAAAUGUGAGUGGAUGUGAGUGUUUCUGUACUGUAACUCAACAAUUAAUAUUAUUUGUUGUGAAAGAUG